UGCACUCUGGGCAACCGGCCGCGAGCGGGAUCCGUCCUUCGGCGAAGUGUCGCGUCCUCAGAUCCCCCUCCCUAUCAUUCAUUCCCAGGAAGCCAGGACUGUCACUCCGGUCAGCACGCUGCUCAGAGAAACCCCAGCAAGCCCCGCCGUGGUCGAGAGCACUUGGUGUUUAGUUUGCGAUUGCUGGGCGGCGUGCAGAGGCGGACGGAGGGUUAGGACUGUUGCCCCCUGAACAGUGGGAAGUGGCCGUGCUGAGUUUACCACCGCAAGAGGAGGCUGCACCUGCCCGGAGGAUGCUCAGGACCCUGUGGGAGCCUCUCCGGAUCAGAACUUUUUAGGCUGCCCGCCUCUACUCCCGCAGUCCCCCGGCCGCGUACCCGCAGGUGGGGGCCGAGGGGGGUGCCGCGGCGCAGAUCCCCUCCCGUCCCCACCCCUAGCUCGGCCGCCCGCCGCUUUGUUCUGGGCGCGCGGAGGGAAGGCGAGGCUGCGGCGGAUCAUGCCCAUGGUGUAGCCGCCAAGCGGAGGCAUGGCUGCCGGAAGGUUACUGCUCUAUACCGGGCUUUCGCUAGCGCUCUGCGCCCUCGGCAUGUUGGCUGUGGCCAUCUGCUCCGACCACUGGUACGAGACGGACGCCAGGAAGCACAGGGACAGGUGCAAGGCCUUCAACACCCGCCGGGUCGACCCCGGCUUCAUUUACAACAACAACAACAACUUGCCUCUGCGCGCCAGCCGCUCGCGCCUGGACCGCUGGGAGGGCAAACUCCUCCGGGCCCGGAAUCGCCGGCAGCUGUUUGCUAUGAGCCCCGCGGACGAGUGCAGCCGCCAAUACAACUCCACCAACAUGGGCCUCUGGAGGAAGUGCCACCGGCAGGGCUUCGACCCGGAGAUCGCCGCCCUCAUACGGAAAGGAGAAAUUGAGAGAUGCACGUACAUCAAGUACCACUACUCCUCAGCAACCAUCCCCAGGAACCUCACAUUCAACAUCACGAAGACCAUUCGCCAGGAUGAGUGGCAUGCCCUGCAUCUGCGUAGAAUGACAGCUGGCUUCAUGGGCAUGGCAGUGGCCAUCAUCCUCUUCGGCUGGAUCAUUGGUGUCCUGGGCUGCUGCUGGGAUCGAGGCCUUAUGCAGUAUGUGGCAGGGCUUCUCUUCCUCAUGGGAGGAACCUUCUGCAUCAUUUCACUGUGCACCUGUGUGGCUGGGAUCAACUUUGAGCUAUCACGUUACCCACGCUACCUGUAUGGACUCCCAGAUGACAUCAGCCAUGGCUAUGGAUGGUCCAUGUUCUGUGCAUGGGGGGGCCUGGGCCUCACACUAAUCUCGGGAUUCUUCUGUACCUUGGCCCCUUCUGUCCAACCUGUCCCGAGGACCAACUGCCCUAAAUCCAGACCAGAGAAUGGGACAGUGUGCUAAAAAAAAUACAAACCCAUACCUAUAUAUAUAUAAAUAUAUAUAUAAUAUACAUAUAUAAAAUGAAACUCAAUCAAGAUGAUGCCAGUGCCAAGGUAGAGUUGAGUUGGCUCAGGCACCUGCAUCUCACCAGACUUUGUAUUGCCUCAUGUCCAAGAUGGGAAAAGUGUCCCCAUCCUAUGGCUCUCUCAUCCAUUUUUUGACUUUGGCGUCAUGAUUUCCUCAAGACAGAGUGAAAGCCACCACAGGCAUCUUGAUCCUUGUCACUUGUAAGGAUGUGGUGGUGACCUGGAAGGGACAGAGGCAGUGGUCUGAAGUGACACAGAUUCAGAGAAGGAAGUGCCACACUCUGGGCCAACAGGAGAGGACACCACCACCACCCCAGCCAUCAUAUCAUGGGGGAAACUCAGUCCCUUGAGUUCAUAGAAUGUAACCACAUCUUUGAGGCCAUUUUCAGAACCACUUCUCUGCUCUUCAUGUUCUGAGCGCCUUCCCAACCCACCAGCGACACAGCACAAGUGGAAGAGAAAACAGACCAAGAAGGAAGUUUUCUCUUUGCGGCCAAACCUUUGGACGAUGCUUUAGAGGUGGGAAGGGGAGAGAAGAUGCUGAGAGGCAAGAUCCACAUCAACUAAAGGACAUUCCAGUGGAUGCUCAGAAAACCCAGUCUUACCUUCCAGCUGCCUUACACCCAGUUAAACAAGAGGCCACCCUGUCCUCCCCUGCCUGUGCUCUCUGGGCAGAUUGGAGCCUUUGAGUAAUGCUGUGAUGUGUGUGUGUAUGUACGUGUGUGGGGGUGGGUGGGGUGCACACACACAUGUGUGCACGUGUGUAUAGUGUUGGGUGGUUACCUUUUUCUUUUCCACUCUGUGAAUGGAACUAUCAUAUUACUCUGUUGUCUCUCUCACUACUGUUGUUUUUGACCCAUAUGGAGGCCCGAAGAACUGGGAAUUAUCUUGAGGGGCAGGCCUUCAGGGGUGCCAAUGCAGCACUGCAGAUCCCUGGAGAGAGACAAAAGUGAGUGUGCGUGUGUGUUUGUGUGUGUGUGUGUGUGUUUGGUGUGUGUGUGUGUCCACACAUGUGUGCAUGCACACGUGGUGGAUAUUUCAUGAGUGUGGGACUUUAUUAUUUGUGUUGCAUUUUUUUUUUCAAUUAUUUUUGGUACAGCUGAAAUUCCCAGAGGGCAAACCAAGAACAAAGCUACUGGGCCAGAGAACCCUGUGGUACCUCACAGUAUGGUUCUGGAACUCUGCAAGAUUUAGUCCACUAAUUUUGGAAGUUCAAGACACAACUGGGCACAAAAGUCAUAAGAGAAGAGGGGGAGACAUACAGUUCAGGAGAGAAAAGGAAUGUUGCUUCUGGUUGCUGAUGUGCGAGUACGUAUACCAAACAAGACCUUCACUCCCCACUGUGGGGGCUGUCCUUUGUCACUGGACGUCUGCUCCUUUUCUAGGGGCGAGCCCUGUACAGAGGAAAGGAAAUGAGUCACAUGCAGAGAGAGCACCUCCAUGUCCCAUGGGCUCAAGUUUGUAUGAUACUAUGUAAAUUAACGGAGAACUCUUGACUCUUUCCAUUCUCGUCCCUUUCCUCUUGAUCUUCAAGGCCAUGAAUCCCAAAAUAGCUAUCUAUCUUAGAGGCUAGCACCCACUCUGAGGUGCCAUCCAAACUGACAAGGCCGUCCAGGUAUCUCAGGCUCACCUGGGUGCUGGCGAGUGAAGAAGUCAGCCAGAGCUGUGAAUGCCACAGGGCAGGAACAGCUCAUGGUUACCUUGGGAACCCUGCUGGUGCCAAGUGUCCCUGGGGAGGCAAGGAGAGAAUCCUGAGCUGGCACAGCCAUGGUCAGCCAUGCAGAAGGGGAGCUCAGCAGCUGCAGAACAGAUCUGCUUUGGAGACUCUGCCAACCACUCAGCAGCCUUUCUCCCCCACGUGCUCUGUCUGUCGCAGCUCCCUGCUUCCCAUCUCUUCUCCUACCAGACUCUGCACCUACUAACAGCUUCCCUCCCCUCCCUCCAUCUACCAGGCUGUAGGUCCUGUUCUUCUCAUCUGCUCUUUUGAUAUCCCCCCUCUGUGAGUGUGUGUGUGUGUGUGUGUGUGUGUGUGUGUGUGUGUGUGUAACUCCCAUCAGGUGAAAUAUCUGAUAGAUUUCAAUGUGGGUCUCAGUGUGUGUCGCUCUGGUGCACUCUGUGAUGUGUGUGUGUGUGUGUGUGUGUGUGUGUGUGUGUGUGUGGUGUCAUUGUAUAUACAGGUGUGGUUGCAUUUCUCAAGACCCCCUCCUAAGGGCCCUGGUCAGAUUCUACAGCAGACCUUGUAUGUGAGCACCCGGAGUGCAGGCAUACCAGGUGAACAGGGGCAAGCUGGUAUCAGGAAAUGCUGCUGGCGUCCAAUUGAGAGUUUUUAAAUUAAUUUAUUUAUUUACAUUGAAUGCUAUUCCCCAUUCUGGUUCCCCCUCACAGAGACCUCCCCCACUGAGAUUUCUAAGGAUCAUUUUAGAGACAAAGGGCAUAUUCUAUGAUAAGGGAAGUCAUU
Mus pahari (shrew mouse) is the source of this 3934-nucleotide messenger RNA. RefSeq names its product transmembrane protein 178B (gene Tmem178b). Gene Ontology annotation, cellular component: membrane. Lineage: Eukaryota; Metazoa; Chordata; Mammalia; Rodentia; Muridae. Bases 527 to 1411 code for a protein of 294 amino acids. The record is from RefSeq and is a predicted model, not a curated record. The transcript is spliced from 4 exons.